AUGCUCAGUAACGACAAUUACUUUUUAGCAUUGAAAAUACUGAAUAAUCGCUAUUCAAAUCGUCGUGUAAUUGCAGAGAGUCAUUUCAAGCAACUCUGGGAGAUGAAAAAGGCAGUAUUCAAUGAUGAAAAGUCUAUUAGACAAAUGUUAAACCAUAUAUCAGAGUCAACCGGUGCAUUAAAAAAUUUAAAUUAUGCCACGGAUCUAUGGGAUCCGAUAUUACUACAUCUGUUUCAACAAAAGUUGGAUGGACAACUACGAGCACAGUGGGAACUGCUUGUAGACACCAAUGAGGAUCCAAGCGUUACCGAAUUUUUAACUUUCUUAACUAAGUUCUGUAAUGCAGCAUCAGCAGGAAGUCAAUCUGAAGGAGGGCGGGAAAAGUCAAAAACCACAUCCCAAACCAAGACUACUGCGUUGCAUACAGUUCAAUCAAAUCAAAAACCGACUACGACAAUGCGAAAAGUAAAGUACGAAAAAGGAAGUAACUAUUCGUGCCAGGUGUGCCAGUCGAGACCUGGACACUUGCUGAUUGCGUGCCCAGUCUUCAAAGAAAAAACACCUAAGGACCGACAUCAAAUCAUAAAAGAGCUGAACCGCUGUUACUUAUGUUUUAGUGAACAUAGAAUUGCUCAAUGUAGUAAUACUAGGGUGUGUUCAGAAUGUGGUGGACGCCACCAUUCGUUGUUACAUUUAAGAACCACGGAGAGUGAAGAGCAACCGGUGACCGCAAACACGACUAUGCUUUCAGCUGCUAAUGAGAGACCUGACCGCUGCCGUGUGCUUUUGUCGACCGUAGCUAUUCUUGUUCAAGAUGUUAAUGGUGAUUACCAAGAGUUUCGAGCUUUGUUAGACGGUGCCAGUGAAAGUAGUUACAUGACGGAAGUUUGUGGAAGGAAACUAGGUUUAGCACGACAGAAAUGUAAUUUAGUGGUUCGAGGAAUGUCUGACGUGCAGGUAGCAUCUAUUAAGUCUCACGUCAAUUUAAACCUGCGCCCCUUAAGAAGCAGUACUCCUGAAAUAAACAUCAAUGCUUAUGUAGUUCCUUGGAUAACAGGGUUAUUACCAUCAAGACGCGUAUGGAAAGCCGAAUGGCAACAUCUAAAGGGACUUGAGUUGGCAGAUCCCAGGUACGACGAGCCAAUGCCAGUAGACAUUUUACUCGGCGCUGAUGUCGUCCCCUAUGUUACUCGAAGUGGUCGUAGAGAAGGUACAGGGACGGAGCCGGUUGGGCUUGAAACUGUGUUUGGAUGGACACUUAUGGGAAACACUGGAGCUACAACCGUGGAGACAGCCAACACAUUCGUAACUGCAUUGGAGGAGAUUGAUUCAACACUACGUCGUUUUUGGGACCUGGAGGAACUACCAAAAAUCCAGCAUCAGACCCCAGAAAACAUAAAAUGCGAGGAGUUAUACACCGCCACAACUACAAGAAAACCAGAUGGUCGAUACGUGGUGCAUCUUCCAUUCAUACAAAACCCACCACAUUUAGGAGAGUCCCGAGCGAUGGCCACGCAGCGGUUAUACAAACUCGAAAUCCGACUAGAGAAGUCUGAAGAACUCCGUCAACAGUAUAAUGUAGCCAUGCGAGACUAUCUCGAUGCAGGUCAUAUGAAACCAGUUGACUCAACUGAGACUAUGACUUCACACUCCUACUAUACUCCACACCAUGUAGUACUUAAGCCCGAGAGUUUAACUACAAAAGUACGGGUAGUGUAUGAUGCGUCUGCAGUUACUUCCAAUGGAAAAUCUUUAAACGAUUGUCUAUUUCCUGGACCCAAACUUCAGCAAGACUUAUCGGGGAUUUUAGUACGAUUCCGAUUACAUUCCAUAGUUUUCACUGCAGAUAUAAGGCAAAUGUUUCGCCAAAUCGCUAUCACUGGCGAACACCAUGCAUAUCAGCGACUUCUAUAUCGUUUUCAGCCUACAGAUCCAGUGCAAGUGUUUGAAAUGACAACCGUAACGUUUGGACAGCGUUCCUCGCCCUUUUUGGCCAUUCGAACUCUCCACCAAUUGGCUGCGGAUGAAGCCGCAAACCAUCCAGAAGUUCAAAAGGUAAUACAUACCGAUCUUUACGUGGAUGAUGUAGCAACUGGAACGAAAUAUGAAAAAUCGGCUCUUCAACUGCAGCAAGAUUUGAUUAAUGUGUUCAAGCGAGGAGGCUUUGAUCUACGCAAAUGGUCUAGCAAUUCUAUUGCUCUGCUUGAAUCUGUACCACCAGAACACCGACAAACCGAGGCAGUGACCUUUGAUGAGCCAACAUCAGACUAUACAAAAGUACUUGGGUUAAAGUGGGAACCCAAAAAUGACACGAUAGCUUACCAGUAUCAACCUAACCCGGUGAGGUAUAGUAAACGAGCGAUUUUGUCCGAGAUUGCUCGCAUCUAUGACCCGAUAGGUCUUUUGACGUCGGUAAUAACCAACCUAAAACGGUUAAUGAAGUAUUUAUGGGCACUGUUCGGUACGAUUCAUUAUCGUAAGAUAUAG
Messenger RNA from Acyrthosiphon pisum (pea aphid), 2487 nucleotides. RefSeq lists its product as uncharacterized. NCBI's taxonomy places the organism in Eukaryota, Metazoa, Arthropoda, Insecta, Hemiptera, Aphididae. The record is from RefSeq and is a predicted model, not a curated record. The transcript has a single exon. The coding region runs from base 1 to 2487 and encodes 828 amino acids.